UAUGUAAUAUGCAUGACUAGAUCUGUCACGAUAUUGAUUGAUAUCCACUGGGUCAUGUCGCCGUAGCGUUUUUGACUAAUUCGUCAUAGAUACCAUUAGAACAACGUAUCUAAUGAACUAGGUUGCACCACAACUAUCAUCACGUACAUAAUGAUGUGUUCGCCAGCUGACCGCUACAGACUUUUCAUCCUCACCGACUCAGGGUUUCCUGCCGGUAUAUCGUUCUCAACUUGAAGACUCGAGUCUGCGAACUGGGCAGGCUCCUAUAGAAUCUGUUCACAAAGUCAUCCUGGGAAGGUGCUGAGGUGUGCUUACCACAAAUUCGAAGUGAAAUGUCAAUAAGACGGUCCUAUGGUAGGUUUGUUCUCGGGCUUGAUGUCGGUCAGGGUCUAACUUCUCUCUAUUUGUGGUGCGAUAGAGAGUAGCCUUCUAUCUGCCAAUGAAACGCAUAUAAGGACUGCAUGCCUCACUGCCCACCUUCGCUUCUCGCAAAUCCCGUACCACCCCCACCUCCCCUCCCACGUUUCGCCUAUGAAUCCCUCCACUAAUGGUCAGGCUACCGAUUUUCCCGAGCGUGAUCCAACUAUGGCCGCAUUCAACAAUUAUCUUACGGUCGCAACGGCAGGCACGUGGAUCUGGGAUCUACUCACAUCUCUUCCCACCGAGCUGCGAAUGCUCAAGAAACACCGACUGAAUAAUAUCGCAGAUGGGGCGUAUGUGCUUGCUCGCAUCACUUGCUUUGGAUACGUCGUUGCUUCAGUUAUGUACGCAGUUGCUCCUAUCAACUGUUCUGCCACCGUGAAAACUGUUGCAUGGUUCACUGCCCUUGCAUUACCAUGCAAUUCCUUCUUGUUUCUCCUCCGAAUCAAAGCUGUAUUUUAUCGGUCGAGGAUCAUUGUUGGGAUCUUCUGCUUUCUAUGGCUGAGUACACUCUGUGCAUUCUCAGCGCCAUUUAGCAUUGACGCGAGGAACGUCGGAUCGAGCAUAUUCCUCUGUACGUCCGAAGUCAAUGAUCUCGGCGUCCUUGGCUUUCUUGCCGUUGCUAUCUUCGAUACCUUGGUCUUUCUUGCCAUUUCCAUCAGGAUUAUGACCUAUUGUUUGGCGGAUACAUGGAAGGGACGUAUACGGACUUUCUUCCGUGGAGAAGGCAUGGGCUACGUUUCUAAAACCCUCUUACAAACGGGACAACUCUACUAUAUGAUGUCAGUCAGUGUGAACCUUCUCGCUAUCGCACUCUUGUUCGUGCCUUCAAUUCCGAAAGGCAUACCGGCUGCAUUGACUGUACCUAGCGUCGCCGUCCAGAAUGCGAUGGCCUGUAGAGUCUUUCGACUUCUCAAACUCGGGCGCAUCCACGAACGCCCAUUCAUAUAUACACAGUCUACUCCUACAGAGGCUCAUCUGCGACCUCUGAGAUUUUUCAACGGCGAAACUUCGGGUACCGACGUAACCUACAGAGACUCCGAACAGACACAUGAUGAUGUAUUGGAGAUUAGCCUUGAUCAUUCAUCGACACGUUUCCAGGGAAAGGAUUCGCAGUUAGACUUACCUGCUGCCCUGCAUGUCGCUGUAGCUCAAGAGCCAGAGGUUGUUAUGGAUGACGAUGAAACAAAGCGUCGGAACAACCUGGCAUAGAGACCCUCCGGGUGCAGCAGGGCGGUAAUUUUCUUGAUCACAUCGAGAAGCUUCAAUGCAACGUUCGAUGUCCAGGCAAAUGAGCUACGCACAUCCGUUUCGACCGAGAUCCUCAGAACACUUAUUGUACGUGCGGCCACCAUUUCUUUUGGCUUGCAUAUUUCUCGUUUAGUCCCGGAAACCGCUCCAAGGCUUUGCCCCUUUUUGAACAUACAUAGAAUAGGUAGAUCCGAUGCUCUAGGUACUAUCAUCACUGGGAAUGUUUAUAUGGAUGUUUUCUUGAACUUCCGUCCACCGGCAAGUGAGUGAGUGAAUGAAGCUCUACUAUUUCACUUGCAUCGCUUUCAUCAAG
Molecule: messenger RNA, 1984 nt
Organism: Somion occarium
Lineage: Eukaryota; Fungi; Basidiomycota; Agaricomycetes; Polyporales; Cerrenaceae
Source: the annotation of a GenBank genome assembly